This is a messenger RNA of Panicum hallii, 1301 nucleotides long. Its product is annotated as glyoxylate/hydroxypyruvate reductase HPR3-like. Gene Ontology annotation, cellular component: cytosol. The record is from RefSeq and is a predicted model, not a curated record. Gene Ontology annotation, molecular function: NAD binding; glyoxylate reductase (NADPH) activity; hydroxypyruvate reductase [NAD(P)H] activity. Lineage: Eukaryota; Viridiplantae; Streptophyta; Magnoliopsida; Poales; Poaceae. Bases 105 to 1112 code for a protein of 335 amino acids. The transcript has 2 exons.
CCAGUAAAGAAAGGAAGUCAAAGGAAGCCAGGGCCCAGGACAGUGUGGAAGGCGUCGUCGCUGUGGCCUCGAGGCCUCCACGUCUCUGUCACUGCCGACCAGCCAUGGCGUCCCCCGCGGCGUCCGGCGAGGCCGAGGCCCCCGUCCUCCCAGCCCUCCUCCUCUUCCGCCGCCGCCUGGACGCGGCCUUCCACGCCGCGCUGCGCCGGCGCUACCGCCUCCUCGACUUCUUCGCGUCGGGCGAGCCCCUCCCGGCUUUCCUCGCUGGCGCUGCGGCCUCGCCGGACCCGCCCCGCGCCGCGGUCGUCGUGGGAGGCGGCGCCGUCCGCGUGGACGCCGCGUUCCUCGACGCCAUCCCGUCCCUCGGGUUCGUCUUCAGCACCGGCGCGGGCGUCGACCACAUCGACCUCCACGAGUGCGCGCGACGCGGCGUCGCCGUCGCCAACUCCGGCACGGUCUACUCCACCGACGUCGCCGAUCACGCCGUCGGCAUGCUCAUCGACGUGCUAAGGCGCGUCUCGGCGGCCGAGCGGUUCGUCCGCAGCGGCCUCUGGCCAGUGCAGGGGGACUACCCCCUCGGCAACAAGCUCGGCGGCAAGCGUGUUGGCAUCAUCGGCUUGGGGAACAUCGGUUCACUGAUCGCAAAGAGGCUUCAAGCUUUUGGCUGCGUCAUCUAUUACAACUCCAGAAGACCGAGGGAUUCAGUCCCCUACAAAUACUUCCUUAACGUUCAUGAUCUUGCUUCUGAAUCAGAUGUGCUUGUUGUCGCAUGCGCAUUGAACAAGGACACACGGCACAUUGUCAACAAGGAUGUUCUAGAGGCCCUGGGAAAGGAUGGGAUCAUCAUAAACAUCGGUCGAGGAGCAAACGUCGACGAGAUGGAGUUGGUUCGGGCGCUGAAGGAGGGAAGGAUCGCAGGAGCUGGUCUUGAUGUCUUUGAGAAUGAGCCCAAGGUGCCAGCAGAGUUCUUCUCCAUGGACAAUGUGGUAAUGACGCAUCAUGUUGCGGUUUUCACAUCAGAGUCCAGGUCAGACCUGCGCGACACCACGAUCGGUAACCUUGAAGCCUUCUUCUCCGGGAAGCCAUUGCUUACGCCGGUGCUUCCCUGGUAAGUCAGGCCACGUAGAUUGCAGGUCAAUCCAUCAUCUUAGUAUGAUGUUGGAAUGUAAUUUUAUUUUAUUUUGGCUGCAAGAUGCAUGCCUACAGGAUGCAGAGUGUGCCCUUUGGUAUUUCAGAUAGCAUCUCUUCUGAACAGGGGGAAAAACAGAAUGAUUCCUUGUGUUAAUUCUUCUUUGUAGUGA